Penicillium bovifimosum is the source of this 3651-nucleotide messenger RNA. Its product is annotated as condensin subunit YCS4. Gene Ontology annotation, biological process: mitotic cell cycle; mitotic chromosome condensation; meiotic chromosome condensation. Gene Ontology annotation, molecular function: histone binding. Lineage: Eukaryota; Fungi; Ascomycota; Eurotiomycetes; Eurotiales; Aspergillaceae. The transcript has 5 exons. The record is from RefSeq and is a predicted model, not a curated record. Gene Ontology annotation, cellular component: condensed chromosome, centromeric region; nucleus. Bases 1 to 3651 code for a protein of 1216 amino acids.
AUGGAGGACAGAAUACAAUUCAACAUAAAUGAAUCGCUCAAGUAUUACCUGAGUGAUCCUGCUUCUAUUCCUACCCCUGAUGCGGACCCGGAACUGCUGGAUUGCGAAUCGGAUCCCGACCAAAUUUCGCCCGCGCUGAUUGACAAUGUCCUGAACCCGAUCGUGGAUGCCAUCGCGGAGAACCCGGAAGGAAUAACGCGAGCAUCAUUGUUUGAUUCGCUACAGUUUUUAUUAAAGUGCGCCCCGGUCCCUUCCCAACUUGCCCAUGGAGGCUGGCGCCCGCCUGGACUCGAAUCUGACGAACCCUUUCACUCUUGCAGAUAUGCGACCCUUCUUCCCGCGAAGUAUUUGAGCAAACUCUUGGAUUUGGUUGUUUCCGGUCUGUCGGUGGAGGCAGAUAUUAUCCAUGGAGACCUUGAAUCCGAGGACCAGGAUGCCAUUCAACACCACAAGCAGCUUCUGGAAAUGUACGGGUUCCUUCUCCAGUGGGCCUUGUCCGCUGUUGAGGUUAAGGCAGCAGAAAAGCCCACCGAUGCGGCACCCGUGCGGAGAGGCGGACCGAAAUCCAAGAAGUCUGCCAAUAGUGGGCAGUGGGAUUGGACUCCACAGAUCCAAAUUUCCAUGGAGACCAUGUGCAAGGUGAUGAAGCUCAAACUAGGACGCAUAUUUCUGACCACUUCGGAUCGUGACACCUUUAUUACCCUUUUCACACGAACAAUCUACCUGGUUCUCGAGAGCGAGCAGCGGGUAAAGAGUAUGGCCAUCCGCAUGCAUGCUUUCAAGGUCCUUUGCAUCGCAGUCAAGCACCAUGGUCAGGCAUUUGGAGCUCAAACUUCCAUUGUACAGAGCUUGACUUACUUUGAGCAUCUCUCUGAGCCCAUGGCCGAGUUCCUCCACAUUUUGGCGGAGCAAUACGAUUAUCCACAGCUUUCUGAUGAGAUUCUCAAGGAGCUUGGAAACAAGGAGUUCAACUCAAACGACACAAGAGGUCCUAAGUCUGUAUCGACCUUCAUUAUCAAACUAUCCGAACUGGCUCCCAGAUUGAUCAUCAAACAAAUGACUCUUUUGGCCAAACAGUUAGAUAGCGAGGCAUAUACACUUCGUUGUGCAGUCAUCGAAGUCUGCGGCAACCUCAUCUCCGAUCUCAGCCGGCAGGAAGAACGCAGUGAUAAUUAUAAGACCCAGAUUAACGCAUUUUUCGACGUUCUAGAGGAAAGAUUCCUCGAUAUCAAUCCUUACUGCCGCUGCCGAGCGAUUCAAGUAUUCAUGCGAAUCUGCGACUUGGAGCAAAAGUUCCCUAAAAGGCGACAGGCCGCUGCGGAACUUGCCGCCAGAAGUUUGGAGGACAAAAGUAGCAACGUACGACGCAAUGCGAUUAAGCUACUGUCCAAACUUGUCUCGACACAUCCAUUCAGCGUUAUGCAUGGCGGGCAACUAGCCCUCAAGGGGUGGACCGAGAGACUCGACGCGGUUGACGCCGAAUUGAAUGCCUUGCGACCUCCUGAGACGCCUGGCUUUGAGGCAGGCGACAUGACUCAAGUUGACCCUGAGUUGUUGGACGAUGCUACACAGCUACCAGAUGACUCUCCCUCCAAGGCACCUCGGAUGAGCGAGGAAGAGAAAGCUGCCGCUGUGCGGAAAGCUGCAGAGCAAGCGGCAACAUCCGAAUUGAUGACGCGUCUUCAACUGACGAGGAAAUACUAUAAUGAGGCCAUUCGAUUCAUCGAAGUGCUUCACUCCGGGUCAACCAUCGUCACACAGUUGCUUUCGUCUCGGAAUAAAAGCGAGGUUAUCGAAGCCAUGGACUUCUUUGUCGUCCUGGAUGCGUACAAGGUUGAGACUGCCCGGAGUGGAAUUCGUCGUAUGCUGCGUUUGAUUUGGACCAAAGGCAACAGCGACGAAGGAAAAGGUGUCCAAACCCAUCUCAUUGAUUGCUAUAAGGGUCUGUUCUUCGAUGCGCCUGGUUCUUUCACUCCCAACGAUGCUGCAAACUAUAUCGCCCGCAACAUGAUUAGUUUGACUUUCGGUGCAACCCCUGCGGAGCUCACCUGCCUCGAGCAGUUGCUGAGCACCAUGAUGAAGGCUGGAAAUGUAUCAGACGCUGUUAUUGCUAAGCUAUGGCAGGUGUACGGUAUCCAGAAGAAGGAGAUCUCACGGACGCAACGCAGAGGUUCGAUCAUUGUCCUCGGCAUGUUAGCCCUGGCAGAUCCGGAAAUUGUGGUUAAGGAGAUUGAGGCCAUGCUGCGCAUCGGUCUGGGUAACUUGGGAAGGGUUGACCUCGUUCUCGCCAAAUACACCUGCAUUGCUUUGCGGCGCAUGAUCCCCGGGCGCCAAGCCAAGUCGAAGGAAGUUGUUGGAAUUCCUAAGCUCGCCAGCGAUCACUCUGUGCUGCUCAAGCUGGUAGCCAUGCUGGAGAUUGAGACAGCUAGCAAGGAAUGGUACGGAGUGGCAGAACACGCGCUCAACGCCAUUUACGCCUUAUCUAAACACCCCGACGUUAUUUGCUCCGAUAUUCUUCGACGGAAGACCAGAUUUGUCUUUGCGCCACACCUUCAACAACGCCCGGCAUCCUCCCACGCCUCUGUUACCGGAGAAGAGGAGCAGCAGCGACCCGGGACCGCAUCGACCGAGGGCCAGGAUUCCAAGCCUAAGCCAGCGUCCGCUGCACUCUCACAGCUGCUGUACGUUGUUGGCCACGUUGCAAUCAAGCAAAUUGUACAUUUGGAGCUGUGUGAACUCGAUUUCAAACGCCGAAAAGUCGAACAAGAGAAGAACAAGGCAGCCGCUGCUCCUCAAAAGGAAGACGAUGCCGACGCUGACGAGCUUGAUCUCAUCGGCGGUACGACAGAAGACGACUUCCAAGACGCGAUGGCCCAUAUCCGAGAACGUGAGCUACUCUAUGGGGAAAACUCUCUCUUGGCCAAAUUUGGCCCGCUGGUAGUGGAGAUCCUUGCCAACAAUAACUCCUACCCGGACCGUGACCUUCAGGCUUCUGCCACUUUGUGCAUUGCGAAGCUCAUGUGUGUGUCUGCCGAGUACUGUGAGAAAAACCUACCGCUGCUCAUCACCAUCAUGGAGCGGUCCGAAGACCCUAUCGUCCGGAGCAAUGCUGUGAUUGCGCUGGGCGAUAUGGCCGUUUGCUUUAACCACCUCAUCGACGAAAACACCGACUUCCUCUAUCGUCGUUUGAACGAUGAGGAUGCUUCUGUCAAGCGUACAUGUCUCAUGACCCUCACCUUCCUCAUCUUGGCUGGUCAAGUCAAGGUCAAGGGACAGCUAGGCGAGAUGGCGAAAUGUCUGGAAGACGAAGACAAGAAGAUCGCUGAUCUGGCUCGUAUGUUCUUCACGGAAUUGGCAACCAAGGACAACGCCGUGUACAACCACUUUGUCGAUAUGUUCAGUCUGUUGAGCGCAGAGCCCAACUUGGAUGAGGCCUCUCUCCGCCGCAUCGUCAAGUUCUUAAUCGGCUUUGUCGAGAAGGAAAAACACGCUCGCCAGCUGGCCGACAAGCUCGCCGCUCGCCUUCCUCGAUGCGAGACAGAGCGACAAUGGAACGAUGUUGCGUAUGCUUUGUCUCUUCUGCCGCAUAAGAACGAGGAGAUUGCCAAGACCGUCACUUCAGGGUUCAAGGUCGUCAGCGCCGGUGCCUGA